Molecule: messenger RNA, 2031 nt
Organism: Jaculus jaculus (lesser Egyptian jerboa)
Lineage: Eukaryota; Metazoa; Chordata; Mammalia; Rodentia; Dipodidae
Product: ubiquitin carboxyl-terminal hydrolase 10-like
Exons: 2
Coding region: 109-2031 (640 amino acids)
Biological process (GO): regulation of autophagy; DNA damage response, signal transduction by p53 class mediator; protein deubiquitination
Cellular component (GO): early endosome; nucleus; cytosol
Molecular function (GO): cysteine-type endopeptidase activity; cysteine-type deubiquitinase activity
Source: RefSeq, a predicted model, not a curated record
GAGUGUGUGUAUGUGUGCGUGCGUGCGUGUGCGGCGAGAAGAUGGCGGCGGCGGGGGACGCGGCGUGAGGAGCCGGAGCAGCGCCGGGCCUCAUUGAAACGGGCCGCCAUGGCCCUCCACAACCCGCAGUAUAUUUUUGGAGAUUUUAGCCCUGAUGAAUUCAAUCAGUUCUUUGUGACUCCCCGGUCGUCAGUAGAGCUCCCUCCAUACAGUGGGACAGCUCUAUAUGGCUCACAGGUUACAGAUGGACUGCCCAAUGCAGGACAAGACUGUCGGAGAAUUGAGUUUGGUGUUAAUGAAGUAAUUGAACCCAGUGAUGCUUUGCCGAGAACCCCCAGCUACAGUAUUUCAAGCACGUUGAAUCCUCAGGCCCCUGAAUUUAUUCUUGGUUGUACAACUUCCCAGAAGACCACUGCUGGCCUAGAUAAAGAAGUGAACUGCAGUUCCAUCGACAGCCAGUGCCCAGGCUCUGCCCUUGCUUUGGGUAGCAGUUCUAAUGUGGAGGCAGAUAUCUUAGAAAAUGAUGGUGUCUCGGGUGGACUUGGACAAAAGGAGUGUAAAAAGAAGAAAAAGCGGCUUCCUGGAUAUUACAGUUACCUGAAAGAUGGUGGUGACGAGAGCAUUUCCCCAGAAGCCCUGGUCAAUGGUCAUGCCACUUCAGCAGUUGCAAACAGCAUGGGUGCAGAGGACACAGAGUUCAUGGCCGAUGUGCUUCCCUCAGUUACGCCCAGGACUUGUGACAGCCCUCAGAACUCCAUGAACUUCAUCAGUGAUGCUGUGCCUGACAGUCCUUUCCCCCGAGCACUUGAUGGUGAUGCCAGGACUGCAGGGCUGCCUGAGGGCUGCCAUGGGACCGACUUGGAGCAACCUUGCCUCCCUGCAGACAGCCUGCUAAGGACAGCUUUGGCACAGCCCUUUGCUGGCACCGAUACUACUGAGAACCUUGUCAUUGCUAAUGGAAAAAUACUUGAAUCUUUGGGCGAGGGCACAGCUGCCAAUGGGAUAGAGUUGCACACAGUGGACAGUGUAGACUUGGACCCUUCAAAGUCUGAGAGUUCCUCACCUCCUGCUGAAAGCGCAGUCUCAGUGUCGGGUGCCAUUCCCAUUAGCCAGCCUGCCAAGUCUUGGGCCAGCCUCUUCCAUGAUUCUAAGCCCUCUUCCUCCUCGCCCAUGGCAUAUGUGGAAACUAAGUGUUCCCCUCCUGUCCCAUCUCCCCUGGCCUCUGAACAGCGGGUAGAAGUCAAAGAAGGGCUGGUUCCAGUCUCAGAGGAUCCUGUAGCCAUAAAGAUUGCAGAGUUGCUGGAGAAUGUGACCCUAGUCCAUAAGCCAGUGUCGCUGCAACCCCGUGGGCUGAUCAAUAAAGGGAACUGGUGCUACAUUAAUGCCACCCUGCAGGCAUUGGUGGCUUGCCCUCCAAUGUACCACCUGAUGAAGUUCAUUCCUCUCUACUCAAAAGUGCAAAGGCCUUGCACGUCAACACCCAUGAUAGAUAGCUUUGUUCGGCUAAUGAAUGAGUUUACGAACAUGCCAGUACCUCCCAAGCCCCGACAAGUUCUUGGGGAGAAAAUCGUGAGGGAUAUCCGCCCAGGAGCUGCCUUCGAGCCCACAUACAUUUACAGACUCCUGACGGUUAUCAAGUCAAGCCUCUCUGAAAAGGGCCGACAAGAAGAUGCUGAGGAGUACCUGGGCUUCAUUCUCAAUGGACUUCAUGAGGAAAUGCUGAGCCUGAAGAAGCUCCUGUCCCCUGAACUUACAAUUUCCAACGGGCCCAGAAGCCACUUAGUCAAUGAUGAAGAGCAGGGGGAAGAAGGUGAAGGAAGUGAGGAUGAAUGGGAGCAAGUGGGCCCCAGGAAUAAGACCUCUGUCACGCACCAGGCAGAAUUUGUCCAGACUCCCAUUACUGGCAUUUUUGGUGGCCACAUCAGGUCCGUGGUGUACCAGCAGAGCUCAAAAGAGUCUGCCACAUUACAGCCAUUCUUCACACUGCAGUUGGACAUCCAGUCUGACGAGAAUGGGCACAAUCAAUUAUAA